UUGUGCUGGAUGGAGCUUGACUGCCCUCGUGUGUCCAAACUCAGGAACGGCAGUUUCCCUGAAGGGGUAUUCUGUUCCAAGUUUUGUGAUCUGGAUGUUCAGCUGGUCUCAGAUCAAGCAUCCUCCUCUGUACUGACUCCACUAUCCCCAGCUUCAUCCCAUUCAUUAGAUUCCACAAUUGUCCUGGAGUCCACACGAAAGAGUAGGAACCCAACAGGGUUAAUGGAGCAGAAUGAAGCAAGACAGAAAGUUGAUUGUGUUCUGAGGGCCAAUCCAAAGGGUGAGGAAAUCUUCAAGGAGUAUGAAAAGACCAAAACACUAACAUGUCUGCAACCAGGACGUUCACCAUCUGUUUACGUGUGGCAUAUGUUAGAGCUACAUGGGAUGAUUCCAUGGUCAAGUGUGAAGACCAAUUAUGCACUGGGAAUUGUGACACUUUUUCCAUACCUCCAAGAUCCUUUCUCCAAACAUGGAUAUGAACACUACUAUGAUCCUUUAGGGUAAUACUGGCUUCAUUGCAUGCAGGAUCAAGACAGUUCAACAUAACACCUGUGCUGGCUCCCGGUGUUAUUCCAAGACUGUUCUUCAGGAUGGUCCAAAAAACAGACAAGAAUCUCUCUUAACUUGUCAACAGCGAUUUGGUGAGGAGUGCAGGGAGGCGAUAUCUACAAUACGACAUUUCACUGAUGAGAAGAUGAGCGACUUUCCAGUAUUGACCGAAGAUGGUCGGUGAGGAUGCAUCAUCUUCAGUCCUGGAUUUGUUCACUCGUUUCCUUGCUGUAUCUGGAUUGGUAAGAAAAUAUUUAGCUUUGGAAGUAGUUUUGAAAAGGAAAUGACCUUCUCUGUAGUUAUUAAAUGAGUUCACUGGUACAGUAGAGAAAGGAGUUGUUCAGUGAUCACCAUAACAACAACAGGCCGGUCCAAACUGAGAAAUUCAACGUUCUAAUCUUUUAUAUCCCAAAUGUAUGCAUAAAUAACACAGCAGAUCUUAAUUUUUAGUAUUUGAGCUUUUAUCCAUUUA
This is a messenger RNA of Ictalurus punctatus (channel catfish), 1021 nucleotides long. RefSeq lists its product as uncharacterized. The transcript has 5 exons. Lineage: Eukaryota; Metazoa; Chordata; Actinopteri; Siluriformes; Ictaluridae. The coding region runs from base 10 to 504 and encodes 164 amino acids. The record is from RefSeq and is a predicted model, not a curated record.